AUGACCACAGAAACAUCAGCCACUGCUCUCGUUCUCCACGGCGCAAAGGAUCUCCGUCUGGAGAAACGAUCAGUGCCAGCUCCCACCGGCGCAGAUGUCCAAGUCGCCGUGCAAGCAACCGGUCUCUGCGGUUCCGACCUCCACUAUUACAGCCACGGCCGCAAUGGCGACUUCGUCGUGCGUGAGCCCAUGUGCCUGGGCCACGAGUCCGCCGGCACCGUGAUGGCCGUCGGGCCCGACGUCACCAACCUGAAAGUCGGCGACCGCGUAGCCUUGGAGGUCGGUCUGCCAUGCCGCAAGUGCGCUCUGUGCCAGCAGGGCCGCUACAACAUCUGCACAUCCAUGCAGUUCCGCAGCAGUGCAAAGGUCUUCCCUCAUCUUGACGGUACUCUCAUGGAGCGCACCAACCACCCGGCUGCCAUGUGUCACCCUCUGCCAGAUAAUGUCUCCAAUGCUGGAGGUGCGCUGGUCGAGCCGCUGGCCGUCUGCCUUCACGCCGUGCGUCGCUCGCACCCACCAACCAAGGAAGAGGUCGAGAUCGCGCGCAGUGCAGGCGAGGGCACCGCCGCGCUGGUUUUCGGUGCUGGCGCCAUCGGCCUGCUCAUUGCUUCGGCCCUGGCCACAUCGCAGAACUUCACAUCCAUCGUCGUGGCAGACAUCGACGCCUCGCGCCUCGAGAUCGCCACCUCCCUCGGCCUCGGCCUUAAGACUGCCCUCAUCCCCCGCGGUGACCCUGCCAACCCGCCUCCUCCCAAGGACGCUCCGCACGCCGACCAGACUACCUAUGCGCUUCAAAAUGCCCAGCGCGUCGCGGCCACCCUGACAGAGGCUGCCAAUGCUGCUGGUGGUCCCGCUGUGGCUGGUUUCAGUCGUGUGUACGACUGCACCGGCGUACCCGCAUGCGUGCAGGCUGGUAUCUACGCCUCCGCACCAGGCGGCGUCCUCGUCCAGAUUGGCAUGGGUAACCCCAUCCAGACCCUACCCGUCGGCGCUGCUGCGCUGCGCGAGGUCGAUAUCAUCGGUGUCUUCCGGUAUGACGGCACCGCGUAUCCGGCAGCCAUUGCGCUGCUGGCAAGCGGGAAGUUGAAGACUGUUGAAGAUAAGGUUGUUACGCACAGGUUGAGUCUUGAGGAGGGCGAGCGGGCCUUUACCCUUGCCGGGAAGGGUGUUGAUGAGAGUGGCAACCCUGUUGUUAAGGUGAUUAUUGAAAGCAAGUAA
This is a messenger RNA of Penicillium cinerascens, 1218 nucleotides long. RefSeq names its product NAD(P)-dependent alcohol dehydrogenase. The coding region runs from base 1 to 1218 and encodes 405 amino acids. Lineage: Eukaryota; Fungi; Ascomycota; Eurotiomycetes; Eurotiales; Aspergillaceae. The record is from RefSeq and is a predicted model, not a curated record. Gene Ontology annotation, biological process: D-sorbitol catabolic process. The transcript has 2 exons. Gene Ontology annotation, molecular function: L-iditol 2-dehydrogenase (NAD+) activity; zinc ion binding.